AGACCGGCGGGCCCGGGAGGAGAGGCGCGGAGGGGAGCGGAGCUAUGCUAAACCCGGGGUACCGCUGAGGCGGGGCGGGCCAGGCCAGAGGCGGGGGAUCUCCGGCGGCGGGCGCGCAGGGGCCCGGCUCCCGAGGCGGCGGCAGGCAGCAUCUCGGCGCGGGGAGCGGCUCCGCAGCCACCGGGCCAAUGAACAUGUCAGUGUUGACUUUGCAGGAAUACGAAUUCGAGAAGCAGUUCAACGAGCAUGCGGCCAUCCAGUGGAUGCAGGAAAACUGGAAGAAAUCAUUCCUGUUUUCAGCUCUGUACGCUGCCUUUAUAUUUGGUGGACGGCACCUAAUGAACAAACGAGCAAAAUUUGAACUGAGGAAGCCGCUAGUGCUCUGGUCUUUGAGCCUCGCCGUCUUCAGUAUAUUCGGUGCUGUUCGAACUGGUGCUUAUAUGCUGUACAUUUUGAUGACCAAAGGCCUGAAACAGUCAGUGUGUGACCAGAGUUUUUACAUUGGACCUGUCAGCAAAUUCUGGGCAUAUGCAUUUGUGCUAAGCAAAGCACCCGAACUAGGUGAUACAAUAUUCAUUAUUCUUAGGAAGCAGAAGCUCAUCUUCUUACACUGGUACCACCACAUUACUGUGUUACUUUACUCUUGGUACUCCUACAAGGACAUGGUGGCUGGCGGGGGCUGGUUCAUGACCAUGAACUACGGAGUACACGCCGUCAUGUACUCGUACUAUGCCUUGCGGGCUGCUGGCUUCAGGGUCUCACGCAAGUUUGCCAUGUUCAUCACCCUGUCGCAGAUCACUCAGAUGUUGGUCGGUUGCGUGAUCAAUUACCUGGUCUUCUCCUGGAUGCAGCAGGGCCAGUGCCAUUCCCACGUGCAGAACAUCAUCUGGUCCUCUCUCAUGUACCUCAGCUACUUUGUGCUCUUCUGCCAUUUUUUCUUUGAGGCCUAUAUCGGCAAAACCAGAAAAGAAAGAAAGGUUGACUAGUGGUUAGAAACAAGAAAGCCAUAGCUCAGGGUCAUCAAGAAAAACAAAAUUAUAAGACAAGAAAAGGCACAAGGAAACACAUAUAUGUAUGGUGCAGCUAAAACUUGGCAGCUUAGGGAACGUUAGCAUGGUUUAACCCAGUAAGUUUAUGAUCCUAUCAUGGUGAGGACUCACUGAAUUCUACUCUAUCUCAAAGGACUGCUGAUGAAAGACAACUUCCUUCUUGUACCUCUCUGCUCUAGAAAAGAAGGAGAAAAGAAGAGAAAAAUCAAGAAAAGAGGAAAGAAAAAAGAGAAGAAAAGAGAAAUGGAAUGAUGUUAAGGGGGGAGAAAAAAGUACAUUAAAUAAGCAUUGUGUUUCUCCAAGGUGGAGGAGAGACUUUUAUUUUAAAAAAGAAAAAUACAUGUUUCUAAAUCCUUUCUAAUAUUUUCUCUGCAUUAAACAAAACAAACAAACAAAAAAAAAAAAGCAGAGAUGACAAAACAAUAAUCUGUCUAUAAUAACAACAAGAUUGCAGAAUUAAAAACUUUUCCAUAGAAGGUUGAUACCUUUAGCCAAAAUGAAGCCCAAAAAUGUGUUUCCUGCAUGGAAACUGGCUGAACUCCACACUGUGGUUAUGUAUGGAAAAGAGAAGAGAUUGAUUUCUCUGCUAUGUGCUCUGCCAGGAGAGCAGAUCUGGGACACAGAGUGACCUCCCUCAGAAGGUGGAAAGGAGCAGUACUUUUACAAGAGUUUAAUGUGAAAAGAUGCACUGUUGCAAUACAUAUCUCAGAGAGUGCAUUUUCCAAGUGCAUUUUUCAGUUAAAGGCAAGGAAUUUCUGCAGCAGGAUAAGUCAUAGAGGGUUAAAUCAAUCAAUAUUUGCUAAAUUACCAGGGGCUAAUAGCGGAGGGAUGUUCAGGAAGGAGGGGGAGACAACUCCCCUCACAAGAUUUUUAGGAAUUAUCCAUUACUCUUAAUUUAGCCCGCAGCAACACUGAAUGAAAUGGGGGAAAUCGGGAGAAAUCGCAGUUAGCGAGAAGAGAGUGAUUUAUCUGCCCACUGUUUUCAGAACAGAGCCCUGUGGUACAAUCUGGAUUCUGUGUUUUUGCAGACACAAGGAUGCCUGCCUGAGUUGGGAGAGGUGGCAGGACUGUGCGACAUUGGGUAUCACUGUGCUUCUGCAUCUGCCUCCUGGGCAGUGCAAUGAUGUUCAAAGUGCCCUCCUCUGGUCAUGUGGAGAUACUACUACAAAACAUACUUGGAAUAGGUUUUUCUUGAGAUUUGUGUAGAAAAAAAUAGUCUAAAUGAAGUAAUUUUGCUGCAACAGCUUGACUCUAAAGUCCAGAGAGAGAGAGUUAUCUUUCAUUAAAUAAAUAUAUCUCUGCAGAAUCUGUACUGUAACAUCAGAUUGACCGCUUAAGAAGACACUCUUUCUUCUCUGAAGUCAGCUACAGAUAUAUGGAGAAGUGUAUUUCACUCUGAACCUUAGAGAGUUAGUUGAGAACAGCCAUAUUCUUUCAAAGACAAGUAGAUUGCAUUAUCUGUGAUAUUCCAGUCCUUACAAAGCCAAAUAAAAUGUGUAAAAGUUCCUAGUAUUUCAAAGACGCAAGUAUGUAAACUUGAUGUUAAAUGUGUUAAUGUAGUAUUCUAAAUUGUAACAGCUAGGUAGUUUAACUAAACAAUUAGAAGAACUAGAUCAACAAAAUAGGGACUGCUGUUCUGCAUAGAAUAUACACACACCUAUAACUACACCCAUAUACACAUUCUGUGAAUUGUCAACAAGAAAAAAACAGCCCAGUGGCAGAGAAUCACAUUUCCUGGCUAAUGCAAAAGAUUGUCAUUAUCUUUCUUGCUUUAAUUUGAGAUUGUACAGUACAAGGGGUUUUUUUUAAUUAUGAUUUUUAGCUUUAAUUGUGCUGUCAUUCAUGAAACAGAGCUGCUUUAGUAUCCUGUUAAGAGAUGACAAGGGCUUUCGGUGUCUCAUUAUAUACAAAAGAAAAACAAAUAAAGUUACAUUCCAUAUUAUGUGAAUGGUCUUACAAAUCAAAGGCCUUUUCAGGCUCAAAUCGUAAUUAUAACAAGCAGAAAAUGAGUUUACAUUUGUGUUAUUUAAGUUAUUGAUGUGCUGACAUUAUUUUAUGGUACAAAACAUAGCAAAAUGUGAUAUGCAGUAAUGAAGCUAUGAUAUUCAUUAAUAGGACUACUGUAUACGUGGAAAUAUUAGACAAAACCAAUUAAAUGUGUAAACCAUUUUGUUAUACA
This is a messenger RNA of Parus major (Great Tit), 3228 nucleotides long. RefSeq names its product ELOVL fatty acid elongase 6 (gene ELOVL6). The transcript has 4 exons. Lineage: Eukaryota; Metazoa; Chordata; Aves; Passeriformes; Paridae. The record is from RefSeq and is a predicted model, not a curated record. Gene Ontology annotation, biological process: fatty acid elongation, polyunsaturated fatty acid; fatty acid elongation, saturated fatty acid; very long-chain fatty acid biosynthetic process. The coding region runs from base 189 to 986 and encodes 265 amino acids. Gene Ontology annotation, cellular component: endoplasmic reticulum membrane; endoplasmic reticulum. Gene Ontology annotation, molecular function: fatty acid elongase activity.